This is a messenger RNA of Adineta steineri, 1308 nucleotides long. NCBI's taxonomy places the organism in Eukaryota, Metazoa, Rotifera, Eurotatoria, Adinetida, Adinetidae. The record is from the annotation of a GenBank genome assembly.
AUGUUUAUUCAUCUGCCAUUUGUUACUUUCGUCAGUAUUUUGUUAUGGACUGAAACAGUGGGAAGUAUAUCGUAUUAUGUAACGAAAUCCGGCAAAGAUAGUAAUGCUGGAACCAGUGCAGCGACCGCUUGGCUCACGAUACAAAAGGCAGCCAAUUCAGCAACAGCUGGUUCAACCGUUUACGUUGGUCCCGGAAUUUACUAUGAAACAGUAACAAUUAAUGUACAAGGCAAUAGUAAAGAUGGUUAUAUUACAUUCACUGGCUCUGUAUUGAACAAUCUACCAGUUAUUUCAGGCAAACAAGCCAAGACCGUAUCGGCUGAUGGUACAUUAAAUCUAAUCUAUAUUCAACAGAAAAGCUAUGUACGUAUAAUGAAUUUUGAAUUAAUGAAUUUGACAUCAUCCGACUGCGCUGGAGCGAGAGUUGUUGGUGGAGGGACAAAUAUUGAACUUCGUAAUUUACUUAUCCAUGAUAUUCGUGGUGGGGGAGAGUCAGGUGGAGCUAUAGCUAUAUCUGCCUACAAUAAAGACAAGACAACAAGCCUUAGUCAAUUAAUCGUUGAUAAUUGCACAUUACAUGAUUGUGAACCAGCCUGGAGUGAAGCUUUAACAUUCAGUGGCAACAUUAAAAACCUUCAAGUCACUAAUAAUCGCAUAUACAAUAUGAAUAAUAUUGGAAUUGACUUUGCCGGUGGAUGGAGUUGGGUGAAUGGACUAAGCGUUACGUCAGGUCUAUGUGCUAACAAUACUGUUUGGAAUAUUCAUUCACCUGUUGAUUCUAGCGCAGCAGCUAUCUAUGUCGAUGGAGCAUCAAAUAUUACUAUAGAAUUCAAUGAAGUGUAUAAUUCCGAUGUGGGAAUAGAAGUUGGAGCGGAAGUCAAGGGUCAUAUAGCUUCAAACAUGACAGUACGACAAAAUUAUAUUCAUAAUAAUACUUAUCAGGGAAUUGGCUUUGGAGGGUAUGAUGCUCAACGUGGUACUGUCAUUAAUAGUUUAUUUGAAAAUAAUCGUUUGGAAAAAAACAGUGCUGCACUUCAGUAUGAUGGAGAAAUUGUUGUUGCAUAUGGUUCUGGUAAUACGGUUCGCGGUAAUACUGUAAAACCAAAUAAACAAAAUGUAGUUCUUAGCGUAGAUCAGAAAGGAGGUUUGAAUAAUAUAUUCGACUACGACAUAUAUUACCCAUAUGGAACAGGUGCAACACAAAGCCAACUUAUUUUUAAUUGGGGAAAUACAGAGUGUGAUGGAUUAAGUGCAUUUCAGAAGAAGAGCAAACAAGAAACGCAUGCACAAGUCGUCAACUCCGGUUAA